Messenger RNA from Candidula unifasciata, 1785 nucleotides. NCBI's taxonomy places the organism in Eukaryota, Metazoa, Mollusca, Gastropoda, Stylommatophora, Geomitridae. The record is from the annotation of a GenBank genome assembly.
ACGAUGGCUUGCUCUUGCAUGGAGCUCGCUCUGGAAGGGGAGAGACUCUGUAAGGCGGGCGACUGCCGCAUGGGGGUGCAGUUCUUUGAGGCAGCUGUGGAGGCUGGAACUGAUGAUCUGAAAACUUUGAGUGCCAUUUACAGUCAGCUAGGCAACGCCUACUUCUACCUGCAAGACUAUGGCAAAGCUCUGGAGUACCACAAGCAUGACUUGAAUCUAGCUAGGACAACAAAUGACAAGAUUGGGGAGGCUAAAGCGUCUGGAAAUCUGGGAAACACACUGAAGGUGAUUGGUCGAUUUGACGAGGCUAUUGUUUACUGUUUGAAACACCUGGAGAUAUCGAGGGAGAUGGAGGACAAGGUGGGAGAAGCUCGAGCACUCUACAAUCUGGGCAAUGUCUAUCAUGCUAAAGGCAAGCAUCUGGGUCGUCAUGGUAACCAGGACCCUGGUGAAUUUACCCAAGAGGUCAAAGACUGUUUACAGAAAGCAGUUCAGUUUUAUGAUGAAAAUCUGGAGCUGGUGAAGACACUUGGUGACAGAGCAGCAGAAGGCAGAGCAUGUGGUAACCUAGGCAACACCCAUUACCUGCUGGGAAAUUUUGCAGAUGCCAUAGUUUACCAUGAACAGAGACUGUCAAUAGCCAAGGAGUUUGGAGACAAAGCAGCAGAGCGGAGAGCAUACACAAACCUGGGCAAUUCUCACAUCUUUCUGGGGGAUUUUGAGGUGGCAUCUGAGUGUUACAAGAAAUGUUUGCAGAUUGCCAAGCAGCUUGGGGACAGGGCGCUGGAGGCUCAGGCCUGCUACAGCCUUGGCAACACUUACACCCUGAUGGGAGACUUUGAAACCUCCAUCAAGUACCACCAGUGUCACCUGUCGAUUGCCCAGGAGCUGUUUGACCGGGUGGGCGAGGGUCGGGCCUGCUGGAGUUUGGGCAAUGCCAGCAGUGCUAUGGGGAACCACAAGAUGGCCGUGCAGUACGCUAGCAGACAUCUAGAGAUUUCCAAAGAGUCAGAAAUAUAUUUCAGGAUGAAUGUGGUAGAAGUAUUGGCCACUGUUGGCAUCCAUCAGAAUGAUGAUCUUCAUGAUGCUGCAUUGAGCAGACGCCCUGAUAAGUCCCGCCGCUUCAGCAUGGAGAACAUGGAACUGGUAAAGCUGACUCCAGAUAACAAGAAUAAGCCAGCCAACACAGGAGCACGGCCCAAGCAGAAGGUUCAGAAGUCGGCAAGUGUGGCUGUGGACAUGGGUGUCGACCCCAAAGGGGCUCAGGUGAGUAAAAAUGGUUCAGGCGAAGAGUUUGAUGACGAUGGCUUGUUUGACCUCCUGACACAGUACCAGAGCCGUCGGAUUGACGAUCAGAGAUGCUCGUUCCGACUGCACGACAAUCCAUCUCCAGACCCUGAUGAGAGCAAAGAUGUUCGAUUAGUGUCGUCACCGGCCAGUGAGAAGUUAAUGGAUAUGGUGGCUGGAUUCCAGGCAUCAAGAAUGAAUGACCAGCGAGCUAGUCUUCCCAGCUUCCCUGGGCUGACCUCUCAGGAGGUCAUUGGGCAGCUCUUGAGCAGUUCUAACGAGGAGAAAUUGAUAUUUCCUGAUGACAACUUCUUUGAAAUGCUCAUGCGAUGCCAGACCAGAGAAGCUCCUUACCACAAGAACUGUCUGCCCCUACAGUGCCAGAUGAAGAUUUUCAUUAACCUCAUACUGCGCGUGCAGUCCAGCCGCAUUGACGAGCAGAGGUCCCAUUUGCCAGAGAAGAAUGUUCCAGUCUUAUCAGGGAAAAAGAAGAAGUGA